Salvelinus fontinalis (brook trout) is the source of this 2868-nucleotide messenger RNA. RefSeq names its product heat shock protein HSP 90-alpha 1. The record is from RefSeq and is a predicted model, not a curated record. Gene Ontology annotation, molecular function: disordered domain specific binding; ATP hydrolysis activity; ATP binding. Gene Ontology annotation, cellular component: plasma membrane; myelin sheath; neuronal cell body. Gene Ontology annotation, biological process: cellular response to heat; protein stabilization; protein folding. Lineage: Eukaryota; Metazoa; Chordata; Actinopteri; Salmoniformes; Salmonidae. The coding region runs from base 354 to 2531 and encodes 725 amino acids. The transcript is spliced from 11 exons.
GUGACGUCUGGUGUUUUUGUGAUUGUUGCGCAAGACUUGAAAAGUACCGUGAGUUUGUUUAUCUCCUAUAUUGAAAACAGAUUGACCCGUCUUCAAUUUGAUCGAUUAUUAACGUUUACAAAUACCUUAAGUUGUAUUACAAAAGUACUUUGAAAUGUUUUGGCAAAGUUUAGAGGUCAUUUUUUAGAUAUUUUGUUGUGACUUUGCGCAAAUUGAACGCUGUUUCUUUCUGGUACAACGGCGCCAAAUAAAUGGACAAUUUGGAUAUAUAUGGACGGAAUUAAUCGAACAAAAGGACCAUUUGUGAUAUUUAUGGGACAUAUUGGAGUGCCAACAAAAGAAUCUCGUCAAAGAUGCCAGAGAUAGCCAGCCACACCAUGGAGGAGGAAGUGGAGACCUUUGCCUUCCAGGCUGAGAUCGCCCAGCUGAUGUCCCUGAUCAUCAACACCUUCUACUCCAACAAAGAGAUCUUCCUUAGGGAGCUCAUCUCCAACUCCUCAGAUGCUUUGGACAAGAUCAGAUACGAGAGCUUGACAGACCCCACCAAAUUGGAUUCCUGCAAGGACCUGAAGAUCGAGGUCACCCCUGACCUGCGCACUCGCACCCUGACCCUGGUUGACACUGGCAUCGGCAUGACCAAGGCUGACCUGAUAAAUAACCUUGGAACCAUCGCCAAGUCUGGCACCAAGGCCUUCAUGGAGGCCCUGCAGGCUGGAGCUGACAUCUCUAUGAUCGGGCAGUUCGGUGUGGGUUUCUACUCCGCCUACCUGGUGGCUGAGAGGGUGACUGUCAUCACCAAGCACAAUGAUGAUGAGCAGUACAUCUGGGAGUCUGCAGCUGGUGGCUCCUUCACUGUCAAAGUUGACACUGGUGAGUCCAUUGGCCGUGGCACCAGAGUGAUCCUGCACAUGAAGGAGGACCAGUUUGAAUACUGUGAGGAGAAGCGCGUCAAGGAGGUUGUGAAGAAGCACUCCCAGUUCAUUGGCUACCCCAUCACACUCUAUGUGGAGAAGUCUAGAGAGAAGGAGGUGGACCUUGAGGAGGGAGAAAAGGAUGAGGAGGCUGAUAAAGAUGCUGCAGCUGAGGACAAAGACAAGCCCAAGAUCGAGGACGUCGGCUCUGAUGAGGAUGAGGACACCAAGGACAGCAAGAACAAGAGGAAGAAGAAGGUCAAGGAGAAAUACAUCGACGCAGAGGAGCUGAACAAGACCAAGCCUAUCUGGACCCGUAACCCUGAUGACAUCACCAAUGAGGAAUACGGAGAGUUCUACAAGAGUCUGACCAACGACUGGGAGGACCACCUGGCUAUCAAGCACUUCUCAGUGGAGGGCCAGCUGGAGUUCCGCGCUCUGCUCUUUGUGCCCAGGAGGGCUUCCUUCGACCUCUUUGAGAACAAGAAGAAGAAAAACAACAUCAAGCUGUAUGUGCGCAGGGUCUUCAUCAUGGACAACUGUGACGAGCUGAUGCCAGAGUAUCUCAACUUCAUCAAGGGUGUGGUGGACUCUGAGGAUCUCCCCCUGAACAUCUCCAGAGAGAUGCUGCAGCAGAGCAAAAUCCUCAAGGUGAUCCGCAAGAACCUGGUUAAGAAGUGUAUCGAGCUUUUCAUCGAGCUCUCAGAGGAUAAAAAUAAUUACAAGAAGUUCUACGAGCAGUUCUCUAAGAACAUCAAGCUGGGAAUCCAUGAGGACUCUCAGAACCGCAAGAAAUUGUCAGACAUGCUGCGCUACUACACCUCCAACUCCGGUGAUGAAAUGGUUUCCCUGAAGGACUACGUUUCCCGCAUGAAGGACACCCAGAAACACAUCUACUACAUCACUGGUGAGACCAAGGAACAGGUCGCCAACUCUUCCUUUGUGGAGCGCCUCCGCAAGGCCGGCCUGGAGGUGAUCUACAUGAUUGAGCCCAUUGAUGAGUACUGUGUCCAGCAGCUGAAGGAGUACGAUGGCAAGAACCUGGUCUCUGUGACCAAGGAAAGUCUGGAGCUGCCUGAGGAUGAGGACAUGAAGAAGAAACAGGAGGAGCUGAAUUCUAAAUUUGAGAACCUCUGCAAGAUCAUGAAGGACAUCCUGGACAAGAAAAUUGAGAAGGUUUCAGUGUCCAACCGCCUGGUCUCCUCCCCCUGCUGCAUUGUGACCAGCACCUACGGGUGGACAGCCAACAUGGAGAGGAUCAUGAAAUCUCAAGCUCUCAGAGACAACUCCACCAUGGGCUACAUGACAGCCAAAAAGCACCUGGAGAUCAACCCAACCCACCCUAUUGUCGAGACCCUGAGAGAGAAAGCUGAGGCCGACAAGAACGACAAAGCCGUGAAGGACCUGGUCAUCUUGCUGUUCGAGACUGCUCUGAUGUCUUCUGGAUUCACACUGGACGACCCUCAGACCCACGCAAACCGCAUCUACAGGAUGAUCAAGCUUGGCCUGGGCAUCGAUGAUGAUGACUCAGCAGUGGAGGACAUCCUCCAGCCCAGUGAGGAUGACAUGCCUGUCCUGGAGGGAGAUGAUGACACCUCUAGAAUGGAGGAAGUUGACUAAAGAUAUUACAGAAGUACAUUUUAUUUCUCCCUUUUAACUCUUUAUUUUGUAAGUACAUUUUUUCGUGUCCCAAAUAGACUUUCCAAUUGACAUUUUCCAUGACUGUCAAGCUGUGGGGAAAGUAUUGAAUUUAAUCAAUCAUAAUUAAUCAAGACCAUAAUCAUAUAGUAUACCGGCUGCCUAUUCACAUAGUAUAUAGUAUACCCUAUUCAACUGUACUUUAAUAAUAGGCUAUUUAAUGUCAAGUCAACAGGGAUUUGACUUGUCUUUUUGUAACUGUGAGCUAUUUUCUAUGAAAAACGACAAGAUUUAUAAUAAAGAUUUAUUUAGAAACAUA